Durusdinium trenchii is the source of this 807-nucleotide messenger RNA. The record is from the annotation of a GenBank genome assembly. NCBI's taxonomy places the organism in Eukaryota, Dinophyceae, Suessiales, Symbiodiniaceae.
AUGAGAGCAGCGGAUGCCAACAUUGAAGUGUGUGGAGGCACCUUCGUACAGAUGCAGAGUAACGCUGGAGCGAAUGAGGAGGCCAGCACCCCAGCUCUUGUGAGUGCGUUUGGUGCCUGCAUUUCUCCCGCUGGUUUGCCGGAAGGUGACUCAGAGGAUGACACCCAUUUGGGCUGCACGAUGUUCAUGAAGGCAGUUUUGCCUUCCGCCCGAGUGCCAACCCUGAUGAAGCUUUUACAGACGCACAGCCCAGCACAGGUAUACACAGCCAGCUUGAGCACGCCAGAAGAUUUUCAAGCAAGAUCUUCAAUAGAACAGUGCUUCAAUUCUCUUCAUAGCCAUCAGCAGACGGGCACUAUAUACCUGUUUGGUGUAGACAGACCCGGGCAGCUUGCAAAAAUUACAGAAACUUUGACCCGAUUUGGGGUGGGAGUGUCAAAUCUGCGUGUGCAAAGUGGCAGUGCCGAUAGCAGCAAGGGCGACUUUGUCCCAUGUCCAACUGGGGGCCCGUUGGCUGAGAAUAGGAUCCGCAUUCGCUUUGACAAUUCCUCCAUUGACACCGCCGACAGGCUGCGAAAGGAUAUUCAAAGUGUAGGAGAAGAACUGGGUUACGCUGUCACUUGUCUUACCUUGGAUUCUCAUGCGCAAUUUCGUGCCUUUAUGCCGAGCUAUUUGCUGCGACGAAAAGCUUUUGUAGUGUGCUACCUCAUGGAGAUGAGUGGCAGAGCCAAAGUGCGACUGCGACGACCUGUCCCAGCUAAAGCUGGAAGGAGGAAAGUGGCUUCAGAAUCGGAAGCUUCAAAGUGA